AUGAAGAUCAUCAUAGUCAUUCUUUUACUCACCUGCAGAUUAUGCAGUGGUGUAGAUCCUCCUGGUCUUAGCGGUAAAGAAGCAGAUGUUAAAAGUGGACCUAAGGAGACUAGACCGAGACAAUCACCUCUAUCAUCUCCAUCCGGUGGUUCACAUGCCAAUAGACACGGUCCUAAUGCUCAAAGGACUCCACCUCCUAGAUCUAGAGGACUCAGGGAUACAACAACAAGAGGCGCUUUCCCAGGAGUAAAACCUACUGUCACACAAACUGCAGUUGGAAGGGGUACUACUAAAGUAGCCGUAAACUCCAAGCAUAAUACUCGUCCAGACAUUGAGGAUAUUGGCGAGGACCUGGAAGAAGAUUUUAAACAUGUCAAGGCGUAUCAUGAUAAUAGACAAGAAACUACAAAGACUACUCCUGAGACUACCAGUACUAUGGAGCCUAAAGAACCUUUGGAGUACAAGAUGGACAUGACCUUGGUUAGUGUAGAAAAGUCUACUGAGGGAACUCUUUCAGUGGUUACCUAUACAGUCAAGAAAGACGCUCAUUUACCUCUACUCCUGCAUGAUAAUAAGCUUGUUUGGAAGGGUAUAGACAGUAUGAGUAACAAGGACACCCUUGUAAAGGCAACGGUAUACCUUGGAUCUGGUGGACCACUAGUCACCAAUUUGACCUACAAGAGAGUCACUGAGAGCACUACAAAGGAAUACUGUAAGCUUGUAAAGGAUAGAUGGACAUUUGUUGAUAAAGGUGCCCUUGAAAGGACAUUUGAGGAGGUAAAACUACCUGGUAAUGCUAAUGCAUCUGCUUAUAGAACAAAGGCAGACUCCACUCUCUUUGACAUACAGGUGGGAAAAUACGAGGGAAUACCAGUAUUAAACUGUACUGCUAAAAAAGGUGUAAAGGUAUCAAAACUUGUUUACGAUGGUAAAGUCGUAUGGCAAGCUGAUGGAAAUCAAUCCUGUUCAUCAGCCACUUUAUACUUUGGAAAGUCUGGUAUCAUUGGUGUAUCCUUUACCCAUAACAGUAGAGAAGAGACUCUCCAUGACUGUUUCCGUGUCUUUAGCAACGACGAAUGGGAGGGUGUAAACGGUGACUAUUAUGAAAGGGUACUUUAUGAAGCCAAGAAUCCAGAGACCUCUGUAGCUACUGCGUCUGAGAAUACUAAAGUCAAGAGCUUUAUUGACACCGCAAAGUUUACCGUAGUUAGUGACAUGGAGGAUAGAGUCCCAGUCCUAAGAUGUACAGCUGGGAAUGGUGCCUCUAAACUCACUUAUGGAUCUGACACAAUAUGGCCAGGGAAGAAUGAUGUGAUGUGUCUUUCAGCUCUCUUGUAUAUGGAUGGAGAGAAGCCCACUCUUGCAGUACUUGUCACCAGGGAUAAUAAGAACAAGGAAGGAAAAGUCUAUAGAUACCAUGAUGGUAAGCAGUGGAAAGAUGGUAAAGAAGAGGACCACAAGAAGAAGCUUGAGGAGCUAAAGAAGACUAUUGAGAAUAGGAUUAAACAACACCAUCUUCUAAUAGCUAGUAGAACAGUAGACAUUACCAAAUUUGAUGCCAACAAAGGCCAAUUAUUCGACUACACCGUUGAUAAUGUCCCCGUAAAGAUGUUUAUUCCAAAGGACAACGUUACAAUAAAUAGACUUGUGAAUGGCGGGGCUUACCUCUGGAGCACUGAGAAUGGCAAGUGUACUAUCAUAAUGCUGUAUCUCAAGGAUGAUAAACCGGCGUUACUUUACAUUGUCAGAUUCAUUCAGGGAGAGACUUACGGUGGUCUGUACAAGGAUGAAGAUGGUAAAUGGACAGAAACUGAAGACUUUGAUUACGAAUUCAAGAAGAUAAGGACAGCGCCUACAUCCUCAUCUCAAUUUGCUCUUGACAUUUCCUCAACUUCUGAUACUACUGAAUGCAGAAUAUUCCAAGCUCCACUAUAUGGAAUAAACACUCGCUUCUACUCUCCCAAUAGUGGUCAUUAUGCAUCCUCUAUUGCACUUAAUGGAGUAUCCAUAUGGACUGCUGAAAAAGGAGAGAGAUGCACCUUUGUGACAUCAUAUCUCAAGGGUGGACAAGAACACUUGUUCCGUAUGACAGUCAAGAACGCCAAGGAUAAAAGCUCCAUGAAGUACUUUGAAAACUAUGGCAAGGGAUGGAAGAGUAUAACUAAGGAUGAUUUUAAUACCAAACGUGACUCUCUGAAAAGUGAUGCUUAUAGACCAAAAAAUAUCAAAGAAAUCACUCCAGUUUCUCAACCUGAUCAAAAGUCUACUCAAUCACCCGAUAGAGCUCCAGUAAAAGAGAUACUCCUUGACAUUGGUCGACCAGAUCCACAACGCUAUAGAUCAUUUGACUAUGCAAUAGAUGAUGUCCCAACUCGACUCAUAGUUGCAGUGAAGGAACAACCAAACAAGGUAGUAUUUGGACAAGAAACUGUAUGGUCUGAUGACACUGGAAGAUGUAGCUACUGUACCGUCCAUAUAAAGGAUAAGAAACCAGUACUAAUCUACAUGUCUGGAAGAUCCUUCUCAUUGUACCUACUAAAGACUGAUGGUGGAUGGAAAUCCAUUGAUCACUACAGUGAGGAGUUUGCCAAGCUUAGACUUGCCGUACCCUCAUCAUCUUCAUUCUCCCUUGACCUCUCUACUAACCAGGAUACUCCCAACUGCAGAAUCUUUGAGACACCCUUCAAUAAGGUAAACACUCGUUUCUAUGUUCCAAAGGUUGGAAAGUAUGCUACUAGUGUUUCUAAUGGACAAGCUGUAGUAUGGAAGGGUGGUCAGGAGAAAGCAAUCAUGGUGAGAGUAUACUCAUCUGAUAAUCCUACCUUGCUACACAUACUCUCUAAAGACACUGAUGGAACAUUCAAACACAGCUACCUUGUCAAGGGUGGUAGUAAAUGGGAAUCUAUUAACAAGGACGUUCAUGAUAGACUACUCUCUGAAAUAAAGGCUACUGCACCUGGUAGAAAGACAGACAUUGGUAAGCUCAGACAGGAACUGAUGGAGUCACAAGCCUCUCUGGAUAAACUGGUAGAGUCCAAGAAAUUUACAGACUGUGAUGGACCACAAGAUCCUUCCAUUCUUGACAUUGUCCAUUAUGAGGAGUCCAAUGCUUAUACAAUAACAAACUGUACACUGGAUGGUUAUCCUACUACAGUCUUUAUUCCUGACAAGGGUAGCAUUAAGAAGGUGGUCUAUGGAAGUCUUACAAUCUGGGAAGGUGCUGAAAAGGAGGAAUGUAAGUACUUAAUGGUCCACUACGUCUACAGUAUACCGGCAUUUGCAUACCUCAUAAAAGGGUCAGACAGGGAUAUAGAUUUAUACUUUGCCAACAAGGGGGAUAACUGGGAAGAGAUCCAGGUAGACUACGUUAGAAAACUUAAUGAACUUCGUAGGGAUGAACCAGAAUCUGGAGAUUAUGUGAUAGACAUUAAGAAUACUACUAGUGAUGAAAAGUGCAAGGUUUAUAGCUAUACAAUAGAUGGGCUUCUGACAUACUCAUACUAUCCGCAUCAAGAAGUUACAGUGAAUAAGGUAGUGGAGGGAAAUAAGAAAAUUUGGGAUGGAAAUUCAGGUGGUGGAAGAUGUCUUUACUUGGCAGUAAGUUAUUUUGAUGAUAAACCUGUGUUGGCAUAUUUUGUAACAUUGGAUGGAUAUAAACUUGAGUAUGUUUACUAUGAGAGGGAUUCAGAAAGUAUAUGGCUAAGCUGCUACGACUAUGACUAUCGACGCAAGUGGAAUAAUCUAAUUAAUAAGAAAGAUACAUCAGUUAGGGACAUGAAUAUAUCGUCUUCAGGACAGGAAAGACUUAAAAAGGUUGCACAUGUUAGAACUAUGGGUAAAGAUUCUAUAAUAAAUAUCCACAGUAGAUUUGCCCAUGAAACGUACAGAGUCAUAAAGACCUUCAUAAACAGUAUUCCUGCUCUCGUAUACGUUCCUGGACCGAGUUUUGACUUAAAUCAAACUAUCUUUAAGGAUCCUAAUCCAGUUAAUCCAAAAGGAAUCAAAAUUAAAAGCGUAUCUAUAUUUCUGAAGGACAAUGAACCCUCAAUAAUAUCUAUUUCAGGAGCUUGUGAGGAAAGGGUUUAUGAUGAGUAUCUGGAUUUUUCAGACACGAAAAAAAGAUGUGCAUUUACUGAUGUUGAAGAAUUAGAAUCCUACAAACACUCCAGGUUCAUCUUCUCACUGGAUAUAUCCCGUAGAGGAACUGAUGAAUGCAAAUUUGUAAGCUUCCAUAACAAUGGUGUUGUAACUCACUCCCACAUUGUUAAUGCUGGUUAUACAGCUAAUAUGGUUACUGAUGGAGUUAUAGUUCUUUGGAAGGGCGAUGCUGGUGAAAAGUGUUUAUAUACUCUCACUAGUUUUCUGGAUGGCAUUCCUAUCCUACUGAACAUUUUUGUGAGAUUAUCUGAUGGCAAACUGGAACAUUACUACUUCUACAACAAUGGGGAAUGGACAGUUGCUAGCAAUCUAGACUACAAAGCUAUACUGGAGGACCUUGUUGAUACCACUAAAUCUAAGUUGUCUGAGUCCAUUGACAGAGAUACCAGGGAAGUACUCACUCUAGAUGUCGCCAAGGUAGAUACUGGCAAGUAUACCAUGGAGACUACAAAGUUGAGAGUACUUACCAGCAUAAAGUAUAGUCCACCAGAGAACAGCCGUGUUACCAAGGUUGUCUUUGGCAGUGACUCUCUAUGGCAGACUCUCAAGGCUAGUGUCCAAUGUAACUUUGCCGUCAUUACCUACAGAGGAAUAUCCAUAGAACUCGUUCAACUGUGUAUUGUGGAUGGCUGCGAAAAGUAUAUGCACUUUGAGAUUGAGGAUGGUAGACUAAGUAGUAUUACAGCUGAGGAGUACAAUGAUGCCUUAUCAAGAUUAGACUCUGGAGAUGGUGAAUCUGAUGAAGACUUUGAAUUCAUUCUUUCUACCAUAGACACUCUGGAUCUCAUGACUCCAGCUGAACUGGACUUUGAAGUUGACAGAUUCCAGUUGGAUACACUCUCAUCUGCAGUCUACCUACCACUACCUAAACAUACCAUUGGCAGAGUAGUACUUGGGAAGGUAUUAUGGACAAGUGGCAACUCCAAGUGUCUCUACGUCAGUACAUUCUCCACGGAUGACUCAAUACAACUAGUCCAGAUAGUCACUGAGAAUGAGACCCUCCACUUUGGUAGACUUGACAAGGAACUUGCAAAGGUACCAAAGGAAAAGUAUAAUGAACUAUUUGAGAAACUAGGGUACAGACAAGUCGACCAAACUCCAUUCUAUGUUCCACUUGAGGUACCAGAUACACCCAGCACAAUCUCAUUGGAUGUCUCAAAGGCGCUGGACUCCAGAGUUAAAGCUGAAAAUGGCACCUUCAAUGGAGUCUCUUAUACUACCUUUUACACAUCAGAAGAGGGUGUUAUAGACAAGAUAUCCAGUGGAAAACCUACUGUAUGGGAACCUGAGGAGGAUGAGGUCUGUAUCUAUGGUCGUCUUUAUCUGGACAAUGGACCCAAGCUUCUCAAGAUCCGUACCAUAAGUGAGGAUGGAAGUAACAUUGUACACCUUGCAUUUGAUACUGACAAGUGGAUUUGUCUCAGUCAGGAUGUAUUCAAUGAUAGACUUAACUUGAUGGUCCUAAAGUUGACUGAACCACUUAACUUUGCCUUGACUACCACAACUGAUGGAUACUAUGAAUACACUUUCGACUUGAGUAGAUACCACCUAGACUCUAGAUUUAACUCUGGUUUCAUGACAUAUGGAGAUCACAAGUAUGCUGUUUGUACUCCCAAGAACGGUGCCAUAAAGAAGGUAGUUCAGGGUAGCAUUACCAUAUGGACUCCGUCUUCAGAUGACUACUAUGCCAACAUGGUACUCCUCUCCAGGGACACUCAUCUCUACAUUCUUGUUCAAUCACCUUUCAACAUUCCUGCCAUAUUGUCUUAUAAUCUGAAGAACAAUGUUUGGAAUAUGGUAAACCAUGAAGCCAUUUCUACUGACAUUACCAAGACACUACCAAUCCCAUCCUUUAGACUGACACUUGACCUAACUGGAAAACAUGACCCAGAGAAGUACAGAGUGUUUAAGAUGGACAUAAAUGGUGUUACUACCACAGUCUUCAUUACCAUAUAUGGAUACUAUUUUGACAAGGUGGUCUCUGGUAAGGACCUCAUUUGGCAGUCGUCUGAGAAUGAGGAAUGUAGGUAUCUCAUGUUCCAUGACAAGUCUGGAAAGAACCCAUUUAUAACAGUCUUUGUGGACUGUAUGGAUGAAUCCAAGUUCAUGGUCUAUGAGAUGAGGGACAAGUGGACAUUCUCCCACCAGUUACUUGGACCAAAGAAUGACCAUAAGACUACUACUUCUAUUGUAUUCAACCUAAGUGACAAGACUCCUCAGAAUGUGUACUUCUGUGACAACGUCUUCAAUGGUAUAGUACACAGAGCCUUCUCACCAUUACCUGGCUACCAUGUUCAGGAGGUAAAGGACACUGAGACUACCAUAUGGCAGACAGAGGAUAAGGAGCAAUGUAUAUUCAUUCUAUCUGUACCAGGUACUGAUAAGAGUAAAGUUCCACUACUAAGUCUCUUUAUAAGGAAUGAGGACUACUGUGGUUUCAAACACUUUGAGAAGACUGAUAAGUGGAGACAUAUUGAUGAACGUGGCUAUGACAAGAGACUCAUUGAGAAGAAGCAGGCUAACAAUGUGACUACUGCUGUUGCCAUAUCCAAUAUACCUCAGUACAAGAAUGCAGUUACCCUAGAUACAGCCAAUGUUGACCAUGAUAGGGUUGAUCUCCAUGAAGACUCCUUGAAUGAUACUAGACGUCUCUACUCUGCCAAGACUGGGGACUACUUUAAGGACAUUUUGGACAGUGGAAAGAGUGUUUGGAAGAGUGACAAGGACAAGUGUCUUACUGUAGCCAUUUAUGGCAAGGAGGAACUACACUGUCGUCUGGAUGUACUCUCCUCGGAUGUCAUAACCCCAAUGUACUUUUGCAGAAAGGCUGGCAACUGGUCUUCCACUAAUCACAAUACCUUCCAUGAGUGGCUAAGAAACUAUGUCAAGACUCCUAGAGUUAAACUUGAUCUGGAUAACUUGGACACCAACUUCUUUGAGAGCUUCAGGUAUACUCAGAACGGCUAUGAGAUACUGUAUGGAAGACCACUACCUGGUUAUGUACUAACCACUGUUGCUGAUGGUUCUACAGAAGUUUGGGAAGCUGGACAUAACCAAUAUGCCACAGAGUUCCAGAUGUCAAUCAUUGGUGACUAUACACUUCUGUCCAUCAUCAACCAUUCCUACCAGGUUGAGAAUCUCUGCUUCCUAAAGUCUUCAAACACUUGGUCACCUAUUGAUGAGGACGUAUAUGACCAGUAUCUAGUUCCCGUUAAUGACUCUACAAUCAACUAUCUAAAGUUUGAUCUAGAAAAGCCAGACUUUUCUAUCGUAGUCGGGCAUAAGGAUGUGAUGGGAGAUAUUACUAUACUAAGAUACACUCCGCAUCUUGGAAGGCAUGUUACUGCAGUUGUAUUUGGGGAGUCUACCAUAUGGUAUAGGAAGUACCAUGACGAAUACUGCAUUUCAGCUGAGCAUAUCACCAAGGGUGGUGCCAUGUUCAUUAGACUAUUCCUAAAGAUGGGAAACUCUUUUGAACAUCGCUACUUUACAAAGGUGGACAGUAAGUGGAUUACUCUUAGAGAGGAUGAAUUUAGGAAUAAGCUUGGUAUACAGAGUGUAGGUGUAAAGACUGAUGCAAAGUAUAGUCUACAGAGCAAUGAAUCUGACCCUAAUGUCUACACACUGAACAUUUCUGGAACCGUAGAUAGGGAUAAGAUUACUGCUACUGAGACUACAUACGAGGAUGUCAAGAGUGUUACAUACUCACCCAAGUUUAUUGCUGGAAUUGGAAAGGUAGUAGACUCUGAUAGCAUAAUUUGGAUGGGAGCUUCUGACCAAAAAUGUGUUACCGCCGUUAUAUCCUCAAAGGAAGGACAUGAUUCACUUGUUAGUAUCUCCAUUAACGUUGAUAUUGAGGUACAGUAUAAGUACCUGGUGAAGAAGGACAAGGAAUGGUACAUCAUUAGAAAGACCAAGUAUGAUGAGUUGUUAGCUACUAUGUACAGACAGUUUGUUGUACAUGCUGAUACUACUUUUGAUAAUCCCAUAACUCUAGAUAUAUCGACAAAGCCUACUGAAGAUAUUACUUUCUAUGAGUAUACUCAUAACGAGGUAACUUACAAGACCUUCAAACCAAAGGAUGAUAAAUCUAUUGUGGAAGUUAUGGAUGGUGGGAGUCAUGUAUGGAAGAGCUCAUCUGGAAGGUGUAUAGAUGCUUGGACCUACUCAACACCUUUUUCACAUCUAUGUCGUCUCGACAUUCUCUCCUCUGGUGUCAUCACUCCUCACUGCUUUGAGAAGAGAGGUAGUCUCUGGAUAUCACUGGAUUUUAGACUAUAUACAGAAAAGCUAAAGAAACUUGUAAUGUACAGAUCUACAAAUAUAAGAGUUGACUUUAGGGGAGUGUCCAGGGAUCUAUGCCAUGUAUUGGAUUAUUUUGACAAGCAUGCAAUCUCAACAACAAUAGUCCCUGAAUUUAGGACUACUAGUAUAUAUCAUGAUAAUAAAAAGAUAUGGGAAUCCCAUGGUAAACAGUGUAUAAAUGCACACUUCAUCACAUCUCCAGGCGGAGAUCUUGCCUAUAUUAAUGCGAAAAGCAGUAAUGGUGAUAUAUCACCUUCGUCCUUUUACUAUUCAUCCGGCAGCUGGUUUAGUACUAACUCGUAUACCUUCUCCGAUACUCAUUCAAAACUUCCUCCUCUUCCAAAAGACGUUUUCAGCGGUGAAUUGGUAGACACCACUCUUGACAUAAGGAAUGUGGACAAUACUUUCAGAAUUUACAACUACAGUGACAAAACAGUCACUAGAUUCGAGUAUCAAACACCUAUGAAUGCUAAUGUUACAAGGGUUAUAGAUGGAGUAAAGAUGGCUAUUUGGCAAGGUGAUGAGGAUGAUAGAUGCUUGUCAUGUGAAGUUUAUUCAAGGGAGGGCUACACUCCCAUAAUGAAGUUAAUAAUCACCAAUGACUAUGGUGUUUCUGUAAGCUAUUUUGAAAAGAGUGAUGAUAAAUGGAAUGAGAUCAAUGAGGAGACUUUUAAUCUUAGACUCGUAUCUUUAAGCAACAACUCGCGUUUACAGUUGCUAAAGGACAGACUUGUGGAUACGUCUGAAAAUUUAGAUGUAUUCGACAGAAAGACUUCUUAUACCUCAGAAGAAAUAAAUAUGCUCUAUUUAAACCAGUGGUUACUAAGUAGUGUACCUCAUUGGGUACUAGAACAGUUCAGGACCUUUUAUCCAGAGAAGAAGGGUUGGUUCUCUUGUUUCUCCUUUUGCUAA
Theileria equi strain WA is the source of this 9375-nucleotide messenger RNA. RefSeq lists its product as hypothetical. The coding region runs from base 1 to 9375 and encodes 3124 amino acids. Lineage: Eukaryota; Apicomplexa; Aconoidasida; Piroplasmida; Theileriidae. The transcript has a single exon. The record is from RefSeq and is a predicted model, not a curated record.